UAUUUGACAGAUGUCAGGUGAUGCCUUGUAAUGAUUUUAUCCUAAUAAUUCUUUUUUGCAAAGAGUUAUGAUGAAAUUUUGAUUGAUUCAUGUAAUAAUUGCGUAAGAGCACUUUAAAAUCUACUGCAAAACAUUCCAUUAAACUAGUUAAUUUAAUUAUCAAUGACCUAACGUCUUUUAUGUUCAGUUUAAUAAGGGCUCAAAAGUUCCCUUGUCAUACCCCAAAAACAUUAAAAAUCACAUUUUACAGCAUGAAUAAGGGGGAAGAUCUAAGCGAUUUAAGAAAGCAAUACCAUGGCAAAGACACUUUAUUCUUGGAAGAAACCAUUGAAAAGAAAGACCCGAUCGAUCUGUUUGGAAAGUGGUUUAAAUUGGUAAAAGAUGACCCCAGGACUGUAGAAGCUAACUCCAUGUGCCUCUCCACUUGCACUAAGGAUGGUUUUCCUUCGGGACGUCAAGUCUUAUUGAAGUCUUAUGGUGAAGACGGCUUUAGGUUUUGCACCCACUACACUAGCAGGAAAGGCCAAGAAAUCGAAGAAAACCCUCGGGGGGCCAUAACAUUUUACUGGGAACAUUUUCACAGAUCGGUUAGGAUCGAGGGGACAAUUGAAAAGGCCCCCUUUUCAGAUGCUGACGAGUAUUUCAGUAAAAGACCGUACACGAGCCAAAUCGGGGCAUUGUGUAGUGAUCAGUCGAAACCUGUUGCCAACCGGGCAGUUCUUGAGGCCAAAGAGAAGGAACUGAAGGCCAAAUAUAAGGAGGGAGAAGUUCCCAGGCCUCCUUUAUGGGGGAUUUAUAUAUUGAAGCCUCGUUCGAUUGAGUUCUGGCAAGGCCAAACUGACCGGAUACAUGACAGGAUCCGAUUUAGAUUUCCAAACGAAGGGGAACCCGAUGGGGUUUUGAGCAAACAGGGGGACAACGGGUGGAUUUAUGAGAGGUUAUGUCCAUGAACAUAUCGAGGAAUUAUAUAUAAUAAAUGAUUCAUUAGU
Anthonomus grandis grandis is the source of this 989-nucleotide messenger RNA. Its product is annotated as pyridoxine-5'-phosphate oxidase. Gene Ontology annotation, biological process: pyridoxine biosynthetic process; pyridoxal 5'-phosphate biosynthetic process. The transcript has 6 exons. Gene Ontology annotation, molecular function: pyridoxamine phosphate oxidase activity; FMN binding. The record is from RefSeq and is a predicted model, not a curated record. Bases 180 to 950 code for a protein of 256 amino acids. NCBI's taxonomy places the organism in Eukaryota, Metazoa, Arthropoda, Insecta, Coleoptera, Curculionidae.